AUGGCAAGAAGGAGAGGUGAAGAGCGGACAAGCGGAGGCGGAAGGGGGGGCCGGGGCGCGGGUGCUGGGAACGCGGGGGCAGGGCGGGCAGAGGCAGGGGAGACAGAGAGCGAGCGAAGCCAGCGAGAGGAGAGCAGGGAGGGAGACAUGGGAGGGGGAGGGAGGGGGGACGAAGACAUAGCGGGGGGAGGGGCAAGGGGGAAAGGGAGGGCCGAAGCAGGCGGAGGGUGGGGGGGGCCGCGGGGGCGGAAACACCCAGGGGCUGGGAGGAGGGAAGGCGCCGGAGGAGGGGCGAAGCGGGAAAGGAAGAAAAAGAAAGGGAAGAAGGGGGAGAGGAAAAGGGGGGGGGACAAGGAGGGAGAGGAAAGAAGGGAGAGCCGCGCGACGGUCGCCGCCGCCGGCCCGCCGGCGCGGGUGGCCACCGGCGGCGCGAAUGCACGCAACACCAAGACAGGGGGAACAGGAGGCACAGAGUGGCGGCCGGAACGGGAGAAGAAAACAGGAAUGGUGAGACGAGGGAAGCGGGCUGGCAAGCCCAGAGGCGCGGCAGAGCUGGAGGGAGCCGGCCGGGGGCACGGGGGAGCGGGGCAGGUGGGGGACGGGGAAGGAAGAAGCACGGGCAAGGGCAGCAUGAAGGCAACGAGGCGGGGAGGGGGGACCCAGGAAAACGGGGGACGGGGAGGUGCGCACCGGGCGGAAACGAAGGCUGGCCGGAGGAGGCGCGCCAGAAAGCCAGCGCGAAAAGACGCGGGGGCAAGGCGGGCGAGCCGCAAACGAGGGGGAAAACGCAGGGGGGGUGACGAAAGGGGGACGUGGGCCAGGACGCGCGCCCCACGGCGUGCGCAAAAGCAGGAGGGUCGCAAAGGGAGGCCAACCACGAGGAAGGGGCAGGGGGGGGCCGAAAGGCCGGCAUGCGGGGGCAGCGGAGGACCCACCGGGGGCCCAACUGGACACAGGAGGGGCACAGGCAAGAACGAGGGCGGGCGGGCGGGAAACGGGGGGAAGCGCACGGGCAGAGCGGGGCGGGAGCGGGGACAAAGGAGCGGGGGGCAGACGCCAGGGGCCGGGGGAAAGGGGGCAAAAAGAGCCAAACAGAAGAACUCAAGGGCGGCGGCAACAGGAGGCCAGCACCGAAGGGGAGACAGGGGGAGGGUGGAGCAACGGCCGGGAAGGGGGGAAAAACCAGAGCGGCCGACAAGACAAAAGCGGCAGCACAGGAGGCAGGGGGCAAACGACCGGCAGCUGAAGAAAGGAGAGGAACGCAGAGAGGAGGAAAAAGAGCACACAGAUGGGAAGUGA
Molecule: messenger RNA, 1299 nt
Organism: Ipomoea nil (Japanese morning glory)
Lineage: Eukaryota; Viridiplantae; Streptophyta; Magnoliopsida; Solanales; Convolvulaceae
Product: spidroin-1-like
Exons: 1
Coding region: 1-1299 (432 amino acids)
Source: RefSeq, a predicted model, not a curated record